ACCUACCAUCCACGGCGAACUUUUGGCGCUCAAUCUCUGUCUGGAAGACGUUCUGGAGGCUGGAAAUCUGGUUGAAGCGCGUGCUGGCGAGCCGAUUUCCAUCCAUCAGGCGGAGCAAAUGCAAUUUCUGUUGGGCAAACGACUUCGUGAUCGCCGUCGUGACGUGCAAAUGCACACCAACAUCAUGGCUGGAGGCAGUGGCCCCAGCGGACCAACAAACAGUCAAGCCGUGGGGCUGAACUGUGCCCCGUCUGCGGGUGGAGGCGGUGGAGGGGGACAGCAGGGCUCGGGCUUUGGCGCUUCCGUGUCGUCGAGCAGUGUUCCGGGACAGGCAGCCAGCUUGGCGGGCAGCGCCAGUGGCAGCGGUACUGGUACCGGCAGUGGAAGUGGUACCGGCAGUGGGACAACGGGAAGCAGUGGCACUCACGGGCGACGUGAAAACUCAAGUCCUCGACGUAAGUGGACUGGCAGGCCGAAUAUGCGCCUAACGUACAUCCAAAUGAGUUGUUGCUGGUGCGAAUUGGCAAAAUUAUCCAUUUGA
Messenger RNA from Protopolystoma xenopodis, 541 nucleotides. The record is from the annotation of a GenBank genome assembly. Lineage: Eukaryota; Metazoa; Platyhelminthes; Monogenea; Polystomatidea; Polystomatidae.